Quercus robur (English oak) is the source of this 4743-nucleotide messenger RNA. RefSeq lists its product as uncharacterized. NCBI's taxonomy places the organism in Eukaryota, Viridiplantae, Streptophyta, Magnoliopsida, Fagales, Fagaceae. The coding region runs from base 302 to 1534 and encodes 410 amino acids. The record is from RefSeq and is a predicted model, not a curated record. The transcript is spliced from 3 exons.
CACACUAGCACCUCUCGUUUUUCAAGUAAAAAAAAAACAACUCUCUCUUUUAUGUUCCUUUUCUCCUACUCGGAAAAGGAAUAGAAACCUAACCGCCUCAAUUUAAAAACAACGGCAAGAAAAAGGGUGAGAUAUAUAAAACAAUUUUAUUAAUAUAUUCUCACAAUUACAAAACAAACCCUACCUUUUAAAUUUGAAGAAACACAAAUCUGCAUUUUCAAGCAAGCCAUCAUCAAAGCAGUGAUCCAGAAAAGGAAGGUCAGAUUUGUGAAUUUGAGUUCUGUUUUAGCAUAUAGCAAUCAUGAGAUUCUUAAAGGGGAGUAAGGUGGAGGUACUAAAGAAUAAACAGCUGCCUCCAGGAGCGUGGCAUUGUGCUAAGAUUAUCUCUGGUAAUGGGCAUACUUACAGUGUUAUGUUCGAAGGUUCUCUCGAUAUGAGAAGUGAGGAAGUUAUAGAGAGAGUGCCGAGGAAGGAUAUUAGGCCUUGCCCUCCUCCCACUGAGACUAUGGAGGGUUGGACAGUUGGAGAUGUUGCGGAAGUGUUUAAUUUUGGUUCUUGGAGAAUGGCUAUGAUUCUGAAGGUUUUGAGUGGGGAUUAUCAUUUGGUUAGGCUAUUGGGAUCUUCAGAAAAGUUCAGAGUUCACAAAUCUAACAUCCGGGUGCGUCAAAUUUGGCAAGAUAACAAAUGGGUUGUGAUCAGAAAGGGUUCUCGGAAUUGUGAGCUUGUGAAGUUCAACAAGCCAUCUAGCUUGAACUGUCAUCAGAUGACACCUGAGUUUCCACAGCUCUAUACAAGGAGAAAGAUGCAGGCAGGAAAUACAUGUUUAGCCACUCAAGACAAUACUUGUUUGCAGGAAUCUCAUAUUGUCUCAUCUAGAACAUUGAAGAGAGUGUCCCCUUAUUGCUCCUCUCAUACUGAAGCAUAUUCUAGAAAAAUGAGAGCAAUUGAGAAUGAGGGUGAGUGUCAAAGAGUCAUUUCAAAGUCUCCAUCCCCCUUGCCGAAAAAGGUAGAUGCUGUAGCUUACCCACGAGUAAAUCUGGGUGAAAAAUACAUGCAUGCUUCCUUUAAUAAACAAACAAUUCAAUAUUUUGAAUUGGAAAGGGUAAAUCAGAAUGGUUCUAUUUUGUGUUUUCAUGGAAGAAUCUCGGAACCUAUUCAUUGUGAUAGUGAUGCAUCUUCUGUUGGUAGUUGUAGUGUUGUUACUAAUAGUCCAAAUAGGUCAGGUGACAUUUUAACGCAUUCUGCUCAAGAUUCUGAUAUCCUUAGUAGUGAUGCUGAUUCCUGUUAUGAUUGCGGAGAUGAGGAAGGAAAAUGUUCCCUCUCUCCAAAAGAUAAUGUAGCAACAAGCAUCCGUAGAUUAGAGUUGCAUGAUUAUUGCAGCACUCUACAGGCUAUAUAUGCUUCUGGGACCUUAAGUUGGGAACAAGAAGCUCAAUUGACAAAUCUUCGUGUUUCACUCAACAUUUCAAAUGAUGAACACUUGAUGGAGAUAAGGAAUCUAAAAUCAGCUCGAUAUGGCCUUCAUCUUAGUUAACUUUUAAUCAAUGGAUUUAUUUUGUUAGGGUUGGGGCGGGGGGGGGGGGGGGGGGGGGGGGAGAUUAGAAUAGGAUAUUCUGUAGUUUUCUUUAAUGGCAUCACAUCAUUGUAAGAAACAGGAGGAAUGGUUACAUUUUGUAGUAUUAGUCUUGGAGUUUCUAUCUGGAAAUUAUGUACCAAAUAUUCUUAUACAGGAAUGAAUAUCUUCAGGCUCAUUGCAAUGCUCUUUUUCCUCCCCCCUUUUUUUUUUCUUGUUUAUCUAUUUGUUUUUUGGGAUGCUUCAUGAUAUGUAAUUAUAUUCCAUAAAAAUCUUGAAUUUAUUUUUAAUCAUUAGAAAGUUAGGCUGCCAUAUCAUUUGAGAAAGUUCUUAUGGACUUAUAUAUCUCCAGCUCUUCACUUUGAAAAUAAGGAAAUAAAAAAGUAAAGGUAACAAAGGGUUUUGAAAAACUAAACUUCUUUAUCUUAUGUUCUGGACAUGGAGAUGAUAUGUUUCUCUCUCACCAUGCAUGUCUAUAUUUUAGAAAAUAUUAGACCAUUAUGCAUGUCUGUUAUCAUGCUGCUUGGCUGAUUGACUAAUUUUGUUUUUAUAAGAACAUGCAAGCUCUUCAGUUGUUUACUGGUUGACAUGUGUUGAGUAAUCCUGGUUAUUGAGAUCUUUCUGGAUUAUAGAAGUUGUGCUUAACUGUUCCUGUCAUUGUGUAUAUAUAUCAUUCUGGUGAAGUUAUAACAUUAAUUGAUUUGUUGUAUAUGCGAAGGAGUAAAAGAAAUCUAUCUUGUGCUCCUUUGUUUAAACAUUUUGUUGGAUUUAAUAGACUAUGGAUUGAUUUUUCACAGAAUUUGAAUGGCACUGGGAGUUCUUUUUUAAGAAUGCUAUUGAUGAAUCCCUGCUUUUUCCAGGGCCAAAAUUGGAGGCUUUGCUUCUAAAGGUCUUAAGAUGAUGCUGGGGUUUGCUGCAUUUCUCUCCCUUAAACGAUGGGGCAAGAACUGCAUCCAAUUUUUCUAUAUUAGACAUUGCAUGACCACCUAAUUGUAUAAUUAUGUUAUUUGGUUCAGUGAUAUGGUUCAUUUCAGGCCUGCUGGGAUUAAUGGACACAUAUUGUUCCAAUGGAAAACUCAAUCUCUGAAAUAGUGGGAGAGUAUUUUUGAUAUGGUGGUCUUCUUUUAAACUUUUAGUUUUAAUAAUGCACAUUGUUCUAGUUUUCUUUUAGAUUUUUUUUUCCAUCAAUACCGGUUUAGAGUAAUCUCCUUCAACCCAUUACGAGGCGACUCAUAAAACCAUCCAUUUGAAUUUUUUAAAUAAGUCACAUGACUCAUUAAAUAGGUCAUGUGACUAUAAGUAACAUGAAUGGUUUUGUCAAUGGCUACAUAUUGGAUUUGGAGGAAAAUUUUUUCCUUUCUUUUAUAUUGCAUAUCUAUAUCUUGCAUAAAAGUUUGUCGUUCAUAUCUGUGGAUAAAUUUCUUUCAAUUUAUCAUGAUUUCUGAUUAUUUCUGCAAGGUUGGAAAACAUAAUGGGGUUCGAGGAAUAUCCCAAGUGGGGUCCAGUAGCUAUUGUGGUGCUUGGGCACUGGUGUUCAACCCCACCAGUUCCUGUCCUCCAAUUUACCUAUUAAAAACAAAUAGAUGUUAAGCUACUCUUUGGUGAUUUUAUCAUCCUUGUAAUCACUUAAGUAAUGACUUGCUUUUGUAGAAGUCCUACUUUGUAAAUGAAAAUUACCCUUGCUCCCUUGCAAUUUAUAUUAAAGAAUUGUGAUAGAAUUUUACUGGCUCCCUUCCAUUACUCUACUUCCCACAUCCUACCCUUCAAGCAAUUUUCCCUUUGUACUUGGUCUUGGUGUAUAAAUGACUAGUGACACACGGUGUCUUUGACUCUGUAUUUUAGGAAUAAUGACUUUACAAAUGGUCAUCAAUGUGCAUUUGCAUAUAGAGUAGCAGUACCAUGCAUAUAUUAGACUACUGAUUGUGCAAACAUGUCAAGUAAUUAUCUAGGAGCUCCUUCCAAAAUUAAAGAAGCAUCUAAUAUAUAUGUGUUAUUCUCAAGAAAAGCAUAUUCAUUGAAUUUUGUACACACACUCAUGUAGUUGACUAUGGAAUUCUGGAAACACUUCCAAUAAAUUUGUUGUGUACUCCUAGAAGAAGAUUAUAAUAGUUGAAAAUGAUCAACAUUUCAUGUAAUUAGUUACCUACCGCAGCCUGGUUGAAAAGAAAGAAUUGCAGGAAGGAAAUUUGGUGAGUUUUGGGAACAAAGGUUGCAGAACAUUGCUUGUAAAUGUUUGUGCAGAGAUCAGGCCCACAAGGUAAUUUGGUUUUGUGACUUUUACAAGUGACAUUCAAGUCAACUACACUUUUUCCCUAAACAAUUAUUCAUAAAAAUAUAUAUUAUAAAACAAAAUUAUAAAUUAACAAAUGUUCCACUUUGUAACUAUAAUUACUGUUCUAUUAUUCAUUAUAAUGAUGCAAAUGUCUGUUAUCCCAAAUUCUGUGGACGUAGGUUUCCUUUGUUUGAAGGAAGAUGUGGAUGUGGUUUAAUUGAGUUAAAGAGUACAUAGUUAAACAAUGUUACAAGAAAGAUGUAGAAAUGGUAUCAGUUGCACCUCUAGCCUUGUCAAAGUAAGCUGAAGAGGGCCCCCCUAGACACAUUUCAUGUUAAUUUGAGUAAAUACUGGAGCAAAUGAAUGAUAAUCACUAAUUGCAAUACUAAUCCAUGGAUAUGCAGAUUAAUAUAUUAACUUUACAUGUAUUAGUUGAUAAUGUGAAUGGGAUUUUGUUUUACAGAUCUAUGAGCUGAUCAACAGCGUUGUCUUGCAAAGUUGAAGUGGAAUGGGUGGCUCAAAUCUCCAAGCUGCGAUAUUGUAAGGGCCUUUAUAAUGAAGAAUGAUCUGUUGUCUUGCAAAGAUGGCUUGGUAUGGGUGGCUCAAAUAUCCAAGUUGGGAAUUUUUUAGGGCCUUUCAAUAGAGAAUGAUCUGUAAAGUUUGAAGUGUUUUGAGUGUCUUCCGAAGAGAGUGUGGUUGCUUCAUGUUGUGGUGGUAGCGUAUCUCAAGUAUUUCCUGUAUCCAUCCACGAUCCAUACAUUCUUUCCAGGCGUAUCUCAAGUAUUUCCUGUAUCCAUCCACGAUCCAUACAUUCUUUCCAGUUUUCUGCAUUUGCAAUAUAUUUUGUUACAGGCUAAUGCUAUUGUAUAUAUAUCAUGAGUUGGGCUUUAUUCUGUUC